AUGCACAGGGCUUUGAAGAGGCUCCGAAGUUCUGAGUUCCAGGACCCACCUGAGCUCGUUACAGUUUUUGAGUCCCUCAAGGAGAGUCAAGCGGACGUGUUGACUCGUCGACUUGAGACUCUUGUGGAGUUUGAUGCCAAUAGGCUUAACCAGACUAUGCCAAACUGCUAUGAGCAGUAG
This is a messenger RNA of Perkinsus marinus ATCC 50983, 180 nucleotides long. RefSeq lists its product as hypothetical. The coding region runs from base 1 to 180 and encodes 59 amino acids. The transcript is spliced from 3 exons. NCBI's taxonomy places the organism in Eukaryota, Perkinsozoa, Perkinsida, Perkinsidae. The record is from RefSeq and is a predicted model, not a curated record.